CUCUCUCUCUCUCUCUCUCUCACCUUAAAACCAAAAAACACAGGAGACUCUCCGCGCUUCCCAGAACGAUCCAGAUGGGGGCAGUAGCGGGUGUUUGAAGUAUAAAAUUGAUGUGUUUUUUAAUUUGAGAAUAUAUUAAAAUAAUAUUUUUUUUAUUUUUUAAAAAAUUAAUUUUAACAUUUUCAUACUAAAACAAUCUAAAUAUAUAAAAGAGUUAAUUUUUUAUAAUAUUUUUUUUCUACUUUCUGUUUAGAACACAAUUCCUAGCUAGCAGUCUCUACCUUACCACAGCACACAAGUGUCAUAACAUAAUUAGGCCAAAAACAAAUUCUCCGUUCUCUUUUCUUUCUUUUUGGCUGGUUGUGGGCCUUUCUCUCCCCCUUGUGUUCUACAUUAAUUUCUUUGCGAUUUGCAGUUGAUCUUUGUAAAGAAAAGAGAGAGGUUCAGUUUAGCAGAUCUGUGGAUCAUAAAAAAAAGUUUGCCAUUUUAUAGGAAGGAAUAAAAUUGGAGGAAAGAAGAGAACUGAAGAGAGGAGGAGGCUCUAAUAUGCUACUGGCUGAAGCCUCCUGUAGGACAAAUGGACGACCUGUGGCAUCAUAAAGUGGAUUUUUCCUGAACAUUUUCAACAUUACUGAUUUUAAAUUAUCACUUGGAAUGCUUAGAAUACAUUGAAAUCUGCAGGAUUUUUCCCCUUUCCCGUGUAAUAGAGAUGAAAGGAAACUUUUGUAGAUUGAAGGGGAGGCACCUUUCUGUUACUCUGCUUGUCCUUACUUUUACAACCAUAUUUCUCUGGGCGUGGGAAAAGAAUCCUUUUGUUACUACUUUGCGGUCAGCGCAAGAGCAGUUCAAUUUUCAUACUUCAGAGUUUGUUGUUGAUACUCCCAAAGGCUCUUCUUUUGAUUCUUUGACCCCAAAUGAGCAUGUUCAGGGAAGAGAUUCUAAUCCUGCAAGAUCAGAAGAAUCUCAAAUACCAGAAAAAGAAUUUGACGCCUCAAAUUUUAUCAACUCAGUUGUUCCUGAAACGGAGGAUGGUGAUGCAGAUAGGAAACCAUCUUCUAAGAUAAAAGAGUUUGUUGUUGAUACUCCCAAAGGCUCUUCUUUUGAUUCUUUGACCCCAAAUGAGCAUGUUCAGGAAACAGAUUCUGAUCCUACAAGAUCAGAAGAAUCUAAAAUACCAGAAAAAGAAUUUGAUGCCUCAAAUUUUACCAACUCAGUUGUUUCUCAAACAGAGGAUGGUGAUGCAGAUAGGAAAUCGUCUUCUAAGAUAAAAGACUGCAAUUAUUCCAAGGGUAGAUGGGUUGCAGAUAGCAGGCGGCCUUUGUAUUCUGGUUUUCAAUGUAAACAAUGGUUAUCUGAAAUGUGGGCAUGUAGACUAACCCAACGGACAGAUUUUUCCUUUGAGGGAUAUCGAUGGCAACCAGAAAACUGCAAAAUGCUGGAGUUUGAGAAAUCUGCAUUCUUGAGAAGGAUGCAGGACAGAACAAUUGCAUUUAUAGGAGAUUCACUGGGCAGGCAACAAUUCCAGUCUUUGAUGUGCAUGGCAUCUGGUGGGGAACGGAGGGAAGAUAUUGGAAAUGUGGGAAAAGAAUAUGGUCUUGUUAAAGCUCGUGGAGCCAUUCGUCCUGAUGGCUGGGCUUAUCGGUUUUCAAACACCAAUACCACCAUUUUGUAUUACUGGUCAGCAAGCCUUGCUGACUUAGAGCCUUUGAACAUCACUGACAAAGCCACUGAUGUUGCUAUGCAUCUGGACCGUGCACCAGCCUUCAUGAGACGAUUCCUCCAUCGGUUUGAUGUGUUAGUUCUUAAUACAGGACAUCAUUGGAACAGAGGGAAGAUAACAGCGAACCGUUGGGUGAUGUAUGUCAAUGGGAAGCCCCUUAAAGAUAGAAAACUCUUGGAAAUUGGGAAUGCCAAGAAUUUUACAGUGCAUAGUGUUGCCAGGUGGCUUGAUUCUCAACUUCCUUCUCAUCCCCGACUUAAGGCUUUCUUCAGGACCAUCUCACCAAGGCAUUUUCGUAACGGGGACUGGAACACUGGAGGUAAUUGUGAUAAUACCACUCCUUUGACUGGAGGGAGCGAAAUCUCACAGGAUGAAUCGAAUGAUCCAGUUAUUGCGGCUGCUGUUAAAGGAACAAAUAUCACGCUUUUGGAUAUCACUGCUCUCUCUGAGCUAAGAGAUGAAGGUCACAUCUCAAGGUACAGUGUUAAGGCAACAACGGGUGUAAAUGACUGCUUGCAUUGGUGCCUUCCUGGCAUUCCAGACACAUGGAAUGAACUUCUUAUUGCACAGGUAUAGAGUCAACCACACCAAUUAAGAUCAAGAUGGACAAGUGCAGAGAGCUAGAAACCAACAAGGGAAACUUUUAUCAUCAACUUUUUUUUUGAUACACGUCGUUUUUUGUGACAACUAUCUUAUUGAUUAGAAGAGAACAGUGAAGCAUCUAGCCAGUUCUGCCCAUUUCUCAUAUCCAUACAGGAAUUGAUUUCGCGAAUUGUAGUUUGAAUCCACCACGUAGUAGUUGCCAGAUAAAUCUGGCAAAGCUCGAAGAAAUAGUUUCCAUUCUGGAGUUGGACAUUUUCUGAGGAAUGAUGUAUGUAAUUCACGAUUGUCUCAAUACAAAGAAAAGAUUUACUCA
Molecule: messenger RNA, 2636 nt
Organism: Populus nigra (black poplar)
Lineage: Eukaryota; Viridiplantae; Streptophyta; Magnoliopsida; Malpighiales; Salicaceae
Product: protein trichome birefringence-like 14
Exons: 6
Coding region: 710-2296 (528 amino acids)
Biological process (GO): plant-type secondary cell wall biogenesis; xyloglucan metabolic process; xylan biosynthetic process
Cellular component (GO): Golgi apparatus
Molecular function (GO): acetyltransferase activity
Source: RefSeq, a predicted model, not a curated record